Messenger RNA from Triplophysa rosa, 1235 nucleotides. RefSeq names its product non-compact myelin associated protein (gene ncmap). The record is from RefSeq and is a predicted model, not a curated record. Gene Ontology annotation, cellular component: Schmidt-Lanterman incisure; plasma membrane; paranode region of axon. Bases 317 to 748 code for a protein of 143 amino acids. The transcript has 4 exons. Gene Ontology annotation, biological process: regulation of myelination. Gene Ontology annotation, molecular function: structural constituent of myelin sheath. NCBI's taxonomy places the organism in Eukaryota, Metazoa, Chordata, Actinopteri, Cypriniformes, Nemacheilidae.
ACCAGCUACCGCAUUUAGUCCGGAGAGCUGUGAUAUGGCACGUCGUGUCUACCUCACUGCCAAGGACUGAAACUCUUUUUUGCCGCCUUCACUUUCUUUCCCAUUACACCUAAAGUGAAUUUUCUUUCAUUUUACCCAUUCGGAUGCAAUUUUCAGUAGUGGAUUAUUCGGUUUUGUUUGUUCUAAGUUGUGUGAGCAGUGUUGACUGUGUGGACUAUGCUCACCUUAGCCGAUUAAAGAAGGGGGAGUGGAGGAAUUGAUUCUGUGGAGGGCGAAGCUCCACAGCCGAGACUGAUCGUACAGAACAAUUGUAAAGAUGCCAUGGAACACCACAACGUCUAUGCCCCUGAAUAUCACCAAAUCGAAGGAACAAAUCCUCACCCAGAGCUCCGGAGCCAUGAUAGCUGUAAUCGUCAUUGGAAUAAUCAUCAUUCUCACAUUUCUGCUCAUAGUUCUCAAGACGUACAACAGGAGGUCCCAUGCGAACAGGAUGCUGACAGGGAACUCCAGCAAACCCAGAAAGAAGACAUCUUCUACUACCACAAACCUGGCCAUGAGCAACAUGGGGCCAAGUUCAGCCAAUGGAAGCAUCACGCAGUCUAACUCUAACACACCUUCAGAAAAUGGAUUUCGCAUACCACGGGUGGACCUAAGUAACAUGAAUCGGAGUAACGGGGAACAAUUCAGCACCACAAGUGGUUCAACCGUAGUGACGAUACAUGACAUGCCAUCAGUGGAUAACACAUAGCAGACAUGCUCUGGAGUCACACUAACAUGAACAAAUCUGUGGAACAGUCCCAUGGAAAAUGAGCCUCGACCCACUGUUGAACAUUCACUGCACGACCGGGGUCUUGUGGAAGAUUGGGGACCCGCCAGAUAGGCUUGGCAUUACAGAAACCUUUAAAAGACCCCAUAUAUUAUAAUGAAGGACCUGAGGAAUACUAAAUUCCAAACACUUGAUAUGAAUAUAGUUUAGCGCUUCAAACCUUGAAUUUGUUGAUAAAAUAUAGUGAAAUAUAUAUUUUGUAUUCUAUAUUUUUCUGCAGUGAGCAGAAAACUGUUUUUAAUUACAAUGGAAAUGGACCAUGCUUUCUGAUCCCUCCGAAAGCCAGAAUUCAGUCAUAAUGUCCAGUCCAUUUUUGUGUAUUAUAGCAUUUGCACUCUUAUAGUAAAGUCCUUGUUGUCCACAAACACGUUCAAAUGUUUGGCCAUGCUAAAUAUACCAUUUAAAUGUA